UGUUUAUUUAUUCUCCUCCUCUUCUCAACUGUCUCCUCCGUGUUCAACUCGCGUGCAUUGCAGUCAGAGAGAGAGACCCAAGCGAGAAAGGGAAGAGAAUCCAGAGAGAGAAAAAAGAAAGCACCCAGAGAAGACCAGGAAGAGAGAGAAAUCCCCUUUUCACCAUUUCAAUUUUCACACAAAAUUCCCUUUUUUAUUUUUGGGCAUUUUCUUAUUAUCAUCAUCAUCAUCGUUAUCUAGAUUCUCUCGAUCUUAAUCAUUUCUGGGUCUCACUUUUUCUCCUCAGAUCCCCUCUUCUGUUCUUCACAAAAACUUUGAAUCGUUUUUUUUUUUUGAAUUAAGGGUUGUGUUGUUUUAUCAAUUUUCCUUUGUGGGUGUGUGUUUUUCGAAGGAAAGAUUCAUUUUUUAUAGUGGGAAAGUGAAAAAGGAAUUGAUUCUUAUCUGGGUUUUGAUGCGAUUGUUGUUUGGUGUUCUUUAUGAUGGCAAUGAUGUCGACCUUAUUAAGAGUGUUUUUUUGAAGUGAUAUGGAAAGUAGUCGUUACUCUGUUACAACAACAGCAUCAUCAACAACAUCUUCUUCAUCAACAAUAACAACCUACAAUAACAAGAAAAACAUGUCGCUUUACAUUGGUCGUGAGGCUUCCAAGCUAUGGAAGAGAGUUUGUGCAGAGACAACCACAGAAAUUAACCUCCUUGUGGAGAAUUGGAAGUACCUUCUCGCUGGUUUAGUUUUUCAGUACAUUCAUGGUUUGGCUGCAAGAGGAGUUCAUUAUUUACAUAGGCCUGGCCCUACAUUGCAGGAUCUUGGAUUCUUCCUUCUUCCGGAGCUUGGUCAAGAAAGAGCUUACAUUAGUGAAUCUUUGUUUACAGUUAUCUUUUUAUCUUUUGUCCUUUGGACAUUCCAUCCUUUCAUAUUCAAGAGCAAAAAGAUCUACACGGUUCUAAUAUGGUGCAGGGUUCUAGCUUUCUUAUGUGCUUCUCAGUUUCUUCGCAUAGUGACAUUUUAUUCGACGCAGCUUCCUGGUCCAAACUACCAUUGCCGUGAGGGAUCUCCACUUGCAACACUGCCUCAUCCGAAAAGUGUCGCUGAAGUCCUAUUGAUUAAUUUUCCUCACGGCGUGAUAUAUGGAUGCGGGGAUUUGAUAUUUUCAUCACACAUGAUCUUUACUCUAGUCUUCGUUAACACAUAUCAGAGAUAUGGCACACGAAGGUGCAUAAAGCAGCUAGGAUGGACUCUUAUAGUGAUUCAGAGUCUUCUGAUAGUAGCAUCGCGCAAACAUUAUACAGUUGAUGUAGUUGUCGCUUGGUAUACUGUUAAUUUGGUGGUAUUUUUUGUUGAGAAGAAAUUACAAGAAUUGCCAGACAGGACAGCUGCAACAUUGCUGCUACCAUUGAGCACCAAAGACAACAAAGAUGGCAGAAACAAAGAAGAAAACCAUAAGCUGUUAAAUGGCAAUUCUGUUGACCCUUCAGAUUGGAGGCAGAGAACUCAAUCAAAUGGCAAGAUUCUGGAAGAUGGCCAUGCACAUCAUGCUGACUCUACUAAGAAUGGUGCAUAGAUUUAUGAGCUUUUUGUAUCUCUGCACAAAUUGGAUUUUGGAUCUGCUGCAAUGCAACAUUGUCAUUCAUUGGGAAGCUGCAACCUUCAAUUAGUUGAAUUUUUGUAACAUGGAAAUAUUAGUAGCCUGAUUGAUUUGUAUUAUUAUUAAGCACAUUGUAACUAGGUUGUGCUUCUUUUAACAUAUUGCAGCUUUGGUCCAUUGUUUAAUUGUUUGGUGCUGUAGAAAUUUUUUCAAUUCAUAUUGCAUCACAAGUUCAAAUGUGUAUAGUAUUAUUUUUGGUA
Molecule: messenger RNA, 1843 nt
Organism: Cicer arietinum (chickpea)
Lineage: Eukaryota; Viridiplantae; Streptophyta; Magnoliopsida; Fabales; Fabaceae
Source: RefSeq, a predicted model, not a curated record